AUGGAUCAUUUACCGCACGGUGGUCAUCCUGUACCUUUGGAAAUCCCGUAUCUCAGCAAGGAGCCAUACAACCAUGAAGGAGAGUGGCUAGAAUACCCCUCCACUCAAGGAUUCAACCUCGAUCAUCUUCGAGUCAAUGCCUUUUAUCACUACCCGCCAGAUACUGUCGCCGCUUUCCUCCAAUCGUGGCUCUUUUUCGGCCUCAUCUUCUCCGUUCUUCCCUUCAAACCAGAUGUCGAUGACUUUCUCAACGAUAAUGAAAAGGGGAGAAAGUUUAUCACAACAUCCGAGCUACCGGUCUAUUUUGAAAAAUGGAAGCGAGGCGUUGAAAUGCUUUCUAAGGAAGAGAAACUCUCGCUAUGGCGGAAGAAUCAUUUGGUUCUAGAGGAUGCUCACAGGACUAUAUGUUAUAUUUCGGGCUGGCCAGAAACCAUGCCCUUAACUAUGAGCCCGAUCCCGCCCGUGAGCAGGGAGAUGGCUUUGUCAUUCGCCCUCUUGGGUCGGGCUUUAGAGCUUGCCAAUAGGGAGAUUCUGAAUCCCGAGGCACGAGAGGAUCGUCUAGGGUGGUCAUCCGGUUCACUGCUCCUCGAGCAUAUGGAAAGCCAGGGCUGGUGUCCGUUUUUGGUUGCCGGCAUUGACCACACCUUCGAAAUUGAUGGAAAAUAUUACGCCUCGACUAUCGGCCCUCCAAGGGUACAGCGGAAUCAUAGAAGGUGCACAGAUGAAAUGUGCACGUACAGAAGCAAUGGCAUCCAACACGUUACGCCCACUUGCCCAUGUCUCAUGUUCAGCCCCGACAUCGACAAAAUGAGUGAGAUCUUAGCAGAAGACAAGCUACCCCUCCUCCUUUUCGUGACGAACUCGGAUGGCAAAGGAGGGGAAUUGAAAGUUGUCCCAGGAGAAAGUGGAACCAACUACGUUGCCAUGUCUCAUGUUUGGAGUGAUGGGCUUGGUAACUUUGCUGGUAACAGCAUGCCUGCAUGCCAGCUUGAUCGUAUUCAGAAAGCCGUGGAUAGCCUAUAUCAUGAUGAAUUGACCAGCGACGAUUCUCAAAUCACUUCUGUGCCAUUCUGGAUGGAUACGUUACUCAUCCCAAACGAUCCCAAGCUCGAAAAGAUCAAAGAUGCAACAAUUGUCAACAUGACCCAGAUUUACAAGAACGCCAAGGAUGUUCUUGUGAUAGAUUCUGAAGUGGCCACUUGCAGUUUGUUCUCAGAUCCACUGAGUGUUCUUCAUCGCAUUCUGCUAUCGAACUGGCUGCGCAGAUUAUGGACGCUUCAGGAAGGGGUAUUUGCAAGUUCAAUACACUUCUUGUUAUCAGACGGAACAACAUCUCUGGGGGCUCUGUUGUAUGAAGGUGAAAGUAGGAUUGGAGUUGGCAUUAAAGCGUGGACGAAGAGCCAUUUCACGUACCGAUUUGGGCGGGGACUUGGACAAAGUAGCAAGUCCGUCUUGAUUGAAGCCAAGGACCCAGACGACAGCCGCGAUGAAGAUUUGUCGGCUACGCAAAUUGUUCUGUCGCCUGAGAAGCAGGCAUGGCGUCUGUGGGAUAACGAAGGUGCAAUAAUACGUGUUGUUAGAGCCGUUGCAGAUCGAGUAUCGACUUUCCAAAGCGACGAGGCUCUAUGCCUAGCUUUGCUUCUGGGGAUUGACGCCAGGUCAAUCAUUGCUGCAAAGAACAAACUUAAGGCAAGGGAGGACCUCGAGAAGGCACAGCCAGACAAGUUUAAGUCCUCUGAAGCGCAACAGGAGAGACUCAAACUCGAGAAAGAACCAAUGCUGACACUCUUGAGACUGGUCGAUGGAUCGAUUCCCCCAGGCGUAUUACUACUUCCAGGGCCUUGGCAGGACGAGUAUGGGUUCCGAUGGGCGCCUAAAUCUUUUCUCAAUGGUCCUCACAACUCAAGCACCCUCGACAUUUAUCCUCUUUCGAUACCCCGGGAGGUUCCUAGUAAGGGAUCCCUUGACCGGCUUCCAAGUUCUCUCUGCCGUGGGGGUGGCGGAUUGAAAGUUGUGUUUCCAGGAUUUCGACUUGGAGAAGUGAAAGAAAACUGCUACCUCGAGAAAACAUUCGUCAUUGAUACUCUGCCAUCGCUAGAUCUUGGUGUCAAGGAAGAGGUUGCUGAAGGAAACCCACCGCGGGUGUGGCAAGUCCUAUAUAGGGAUGACCCAGAUGAUCCGCCGUGGAUUGAAGUCAGACCGAAUUGGCAGAAUAGCUCGAGUAUGGGCAUUAUAAUCUGCUCUUAUACGCGACAUUGGCAAAACAAUGCACUUACCGGAUUGAUGGUUCGCCUGAAGGGAUCAGCCGUCGAAGAAGGGGAGAAAUCGAUGCAUGUUGAAAGGAUCUGUAAGGUCAUCAUUUGGGGAGCACCGGAGUAUGAUGAUCAGUCUUGGGUUAGGGAACCUGAAAAACGUGUCUCGGGGUCAUGGCUGCCGGUGACACAGAAAUGGUGCGUGGACUAGAUGUAGGAUACUGGCAGGAGUUGUAGAACCUUUCUGAUUGAAGAAUUUCACCACGCAUUGUUCAGUGGGUUGCUCGGUG
This is a messenger RNA of Hyaloscypha bicolor E, 2542 nucleotides long. RefSeq lists its product as uncharacterized. The coding region runs from base 1 to 2463 and encodes 820 amino acids. The transcript has a single exon. The record is from RefSeq and is a predicted model, not a curated record. Lineage: Eukaryota; Fungi; Ascomycota; Leotiomycetes; Helotiales; Hyaloscyphaceae.